Molecule: messenger RNA, 3396 nt
Organism: Cannabis sativa
Lineage: Eukaryota; Viridiplantae; Streptophyta; Magnoliopsida; Rosales; Cannabaceae
Exons: 5
Coding region: 1-3396 (1131 amino acids)
Molecular function (GO): catalytic activity
Source: RefSeq, a predicted model, not a curated record
AUGAGAGGCGUUGCUUGGAACUGUAGAGGGUUAAGGCAGACCUCUACAGUUCGUGAGUUGAAGUCCCUGAUUCGGUCGCACUCCCCAGACUUUAUUUUUCUGACCGAGCUCAAAGUUAAUACUACUUCUUUGGUACGUACACUUAACUCCCUUCACUUUUACUUUAAUAUCCUUGUGCCGGCUGUUGGGAGUGUAGGGGGUAUUAUUCUGUCUUGGAAGGUCGAUUUUGUGUUUGAAUGUGUUGCUUGUUCUAAAAAUCAUAUUUCGGGGCUCGUCUACUCGGAUCCCCCGACCCACCCUUGGUUAUUGUCUUGUGUGUAUGGUCCACCCUAUUCUAAUGCUCAGAAGGCUUUCUGGGAGGAGUUCAUGAAUUUAGGGGAUAGGUUUGGUGGGUCGUGGCUUAUACUGGGUGAUACUAAUUUUGUGCUAAGUGAAUCGGAAAGAGCUGACUCUAAGGGCAGGGAUCCCUUCAUCCCGUUUAUCUCUAAUUUGGUAAAUUCUAGGGGGCUUAUCAACAUGCCUAUUUAUGGUGAUAAGCUCACCUGGGAUAAUCACUGGUCUGGGCAGAAUCAUGUCAAAUUUGCGCUUGACAAAGGAUUAACCUCUUUUAUCCUCUCUAGCGGUCAGGAAGAAAAAUUUAAAAGAAGUUUUAAGUUUGAAGCAGGUUGGACUAGGGAUGAAAGAAGCAAGUUGGUGGUUGACUAUGCCUGGAAGUCGGUUAUUCACUCUUGGGCCCCCGCUAGGAUUUUCAAGAAGAUGGGGGCUACUCGGGUCGCUCUUUUGCAUUGGAAUAGAUCUCAAUUUGGUAAAGUUGACAUUUUAAUUAAGGAGUUGGAAAAGAAGCUUGAUCGAAUCCAGCGGCUCCCGGCGGGUAUGAGGGUUUGGGACACCGAAUGUGCUAUUCGUCGGUCUCUCAAUGAGGCUUGGGAGCGAAAUGAGUUAUACUGGAAACAGAGGGCCAAGGUUUCUUGGCUCAAGGAAGGGGAUAAAUGCUCGAAGUUUUUCUUCCUUUCUGCGGCUAUCAAAGGGAGACAGAAUGCUAUUGACAGUAUCUUGAAUAAAGAUGACAUUUGGAUUUCUAGACGGGAUCUAAUCGGUAAUGAAUUUAUUGACUUCUUCAAGGGAAUUUUCUCGGGUACAAGCGUCGGUAAUGAUUUCAACAGCAACUACCUGAUUAAAGAUAGGAUCUCUAUUGCUGACCAAGCUGACCUGGUUCAUUCUCCUACUCAUGAGGAAAUCUGUAGUACUCUGUUUUCCAUGAGUAACAAUAAGGCUCCGAGACCAGAUGGGAUGUCCGUUCUUUUCUUCAAGCACUAUUGGGAAACUGUGGGUAUGGACUUUUGCGAUGCAGUGUCUGAUUUUUUUCGGACAGGAAGAAUGCAUAAGGGUGUCAAUGCUAUGAAUAUUGUGCUUAUCCCCAAGGUUCAGAAUCCGAAAAGAACCAACCAUUACAGGCAUAUCUCCCUGUGUAACGUUAUGUAUAAGGUCAUCUCUAAAAUCAUUGCCAAUAGAGUUAAGCCCCUUCUUCCUUCCCUUAUCUGUCCUACCCAAGCAGCUUUUGUCCCAGGAAGGAACAUUCAGGGCAAUAAUGUGAUUAUCCAAGAAAUCAUCCACUCCUUCAACAGGAAAAAAGGAAAAGAAGGUUUCUUUGCCAUAAAAAUUGACCUUAUGAAAGCGUAUGACAAGUUGAGUUGGAACUUUAUUGACCUGAUGCUUGCUGGUUUUGGAGCGCCCCAAAAAUUUAGAGGUCGGAUCUCCCAAUGUAUCACUACCAACUCGCUCAACAUUUUCAUUAAUGGAGGGCAGUUUGGUAAAAUUAUACCCUCAUGUGGCCUUCGCCAAGGUGACCCUUUAUCCCCUUACCUCUUUAUUUGUGCAGCAAAAAUUCUGUCCAGACUUUUGAUUGAUGCCUUAGAUAAUGGCUCUAUUAAGGGCAUUAAGCUCAGUAGAGGGGGCCUGGGCAUAAAACCCAACACGAACAUGGAGGAAGUAAAAGGUUACUGGCAUUGUCUUGAGAGGUUUUGCGCUUGGUCUGGUCAGCAAGUCAAUAAGCUCAAAACCUCUAUAUGCUUUAGCAAAAAUACCUCUAAUGGCAUGAAAAGAGGUAUUAAGGAGGCUCUGGGAUUGAGCUCUCUGGAAGGUAACAUCAAAUAUCUGGGGCUACCUCUAUUUAGAUCCAGGCAAAACGAUGCAGAUUUCAACUUUAUCUUGGAUAAUCUCACUUCUAAACUUCAGGGCUGGAAAGCUAAGAUUCUGUCUAAAGCAGGUCGUGCGACCCUUAUAAAGUCUAUGGGCUUGUCGUUGCCUAUGUAUGCUAUGCAAACAACUAAGCUUUCGAACCGUCUUGUAGCUCAGAUUGAUGGGCUGGUUAGGGACUUCUGGUGGGGGUUUGAAAAGGGGAAUCAUGGGCUCCACCUUAAAGCUUGGGACAAGCUUUGCCUCCCUAAGUCUCUUAGGGCUCAUAAGAAAGAUUUCUGCCCUCGUGCUAAUGGUUCCUCCACUUGUGAAGUGGAUAAGGUGGCUGAGCUGUUGAUAGAUAAUGGCGGCUGGAACAUCCAAAAGUUAAAUAGUCUCUUCGACAAGGAGACUAUUUCUGCAAUCCUGAAAGGGGGUAAUCCGUCUGGCCAGGGUGAUGAUAGAUGGAUUUGGACUUUGGAAAAUAAUGGUAAAUUCACGAGCAAGUCUGCCUACCUGGCCCAAGCUGUUGAUAGGGCUCCCACUUGUGACGUUGCUCCUUCACUUUGGAAUAAGCUAUGGAAUUGUAAGAUCACUGAAAGAAUGAAGACCCUCUGGUGGUGUCUCCUGGCCAAUGCAAUCCCUGUGCGAGCUGAGAUCUGUAAAAGGUUUCCUAUUGAGGAUGUUACUUGUCCCCUUUGUGGGACAGAGAAUGAAUCUAUUGAACAUCUUUUUCUCUCCUGUAACGUGGCUUUCCACUUAUGGAGGUCUUUCCCUUGGGGUAUUUACCCAGUUUGUGGUACUGGAAUUCGAUUAUGGGACUGGGUCAAAUUCAUCUGGGACCUUAAAAACAAGGGCAUUAAUGCCGAUGAGGUGUUCCUUUAUGCCUCGCUAACCGUGGACACUAUAUGGCGGACUCGAAAUGAAAAAGUUCACCAUGCUUCUUUGAUCCCUUGUGCACCUCCGCAUCGGUUGGAUGCCUGGUGCCCUCCCCCUCAGGAUUGGUUGAAGCUAAAUUGUGAUGUUAAAGUGGGGUUGGACAGCAUGUGUUCUGUGGUCGUGGCAAGGGAUCAUCUGAGUGGGGUGAUCUGGGUGCAUACUUCUAAGUUGGAUUCGCUGAUGCUUUAUGUGGGGAAGCAGCGGCUUGCUGUCUUGCUCUGGAUGUCGCGAAGCUUAAUGGAGUUAAGUUUAUUAUUGUUGAGAGUGACUCGAGGGAAGUGA